Molecule: messenger RNA, 676 nt
Organism: Saccoglossus kowalevskii
Lineage: Eukaryota; Metazoa; Hemichordata; Enteropneusta; Harrimaniidae
Molecular function (GO): protein binding
Source: RefSeq, a predicted model, not a curated record
CAACAAAGAUGGCCGCCUCCGAAGCGAGAGAAAUAAAAGAGGAUACCUACGCAUUGGUUGAGGCUGCAGAGAAAGGUGAUCCCAAUAAAGUGAAAAAUGUAUUACAAGAUGGCAGUGUGGAUCCUGAUUUCAAACGAAAUCCUAUGUUCCGUACUGCAAUAGAAAGAGCAUGUGGAUAUGGUCAAGUAGAUGUUGUCCUGGAGCUCAUUCAGAAUGGAGCAGAUCCUGAGCAGACUAAUGCUGCUGGAAGGACUUUACUGCAUGAAGCUUGUACCGGUGGACAUACCGACAUCGUGCAGAUACUGAUACGUUAUAUCCCAGGAUAUCAAUUCAGUUGAUAGAACAGGCAGGAGUGCUGCACAUUUAGCAGCUUUCAAUGGAGAGACUGCAUGCUUAGCCGUUCUAGCUGAUAAAGGUGCUGAUUUAAACCUUGGUGACAAUCAUGGUAAAACACCGUCACAUUUAGCAGCAGAACGCAACCAUCCUGGUAUAUUAGAGUAUAUGACAGAGAGAGGUAUAGACACAGAACUUGGUGAUGACAAAGGCAAAAGACCAUCACACUAUGCUGCAAUCCAUGGAGGACUUGAAUGUUUAGUAUUCUUGGUACAGAUUGACUGUGAUAUGACAAAGGUUGAUAAUGUUGGAUGUUACCCAGCUCAUUAUGCCGCCGCACAUG